AUGGCGUCUCUGCAGAAAUUAAAAUUGUUAGCAACCCAAUGUGCCGUCGCUCGAAGCCCUACCCGGAGCCCCGUAAUCCACCUCCGCCGCCGCACAACCCUGCGAAUGCUACUCGGCCGCGGAGAUAGGAGGCUGCCACGUCGCUGUGAUCGCAACGACGAAGAGCGCUCCGUCAGGGUCAGCCACAAGCUGAAGGACUUGUUCGUGUCAUCGCCGCCAUCGGAGAAUAUUGGGGAGAGGCUGAUGCCAUCGGGCGGAGGUAGGAGAGGUGGGGCCCGCUCGAUGUCGGCGACGUUUCGGCAACGGUUGUUGAGGAGGCCUUGGCGGCCGGUACUUGUCCCCAUACCUGAGUGA
This is a messenger RNA of Salvia splendens (bonfire salvia), 354 nucleotides long. RefSeq lists its product as uncharacterized. Bases 1 to 354 code for a protein of 117 amino acids. The transcript has a single exon. The record is from RefSeq and is a predicted model, not a curated record. Lineage: Eukaryota; Viridiplantae; Streptophyta; Magnoliopsida; Lamiales; Lamiaceae.